AUGCGCUUCUCAAUAAUACCGACUGCAGGCCUCCUACUGACCUUGGCAUUCGCAGCACCACUCAACAAGCGCGACUACGCUCCCUUCCCACUAGUAAACGGCUUCCCAAACCCCUCCCAAGAAACCGUCCUCCAAAUCCAGAAAGACGGCCACGGCACCCUGCCCAACGGCCCUCCACCACCUACCCUCAGUCCCGAUGGAACCACAAACCUCAAACUCAUCGCACUCAACGAACUCUUCGAAGUAGCCUUCUUCACCGAACUAAUGAGCAACGUCACAAACAAACUCCCCGGCUACGACCUCGGCGACCGCCAAGGCUACAUAAUCGAAUCCCUCAAAGCCAUCGUAAACCAAGAGGAAAUGCACGUCCUAAACGCCAACGACGCAUUGAAACACUUCAACACCGCCCCGAUCGAAGGCUGCAAAUACAAUUUUCCCGUCGUCGACUACGAAGGCGCCAUUGCCCUCGCAGCAACGUUCACAGACCUCGUCCUCGGCACUUUACAAGAAGUAUCCGAACUCUUCGCCCGCUCCUCGGAUUUCGGUCUCGUACACGCAGUAGCAUCCGUAAUAGGAAACGAAGGCUCGCAAGAAGGUUUCUUCCGCGCCGAGCAAAAGAAACGGCCAAGCGCCCAACCUUUCCUCACGUCCUCAUCCCGCGAUUUCGCAUUCACUGCUAUCCAAGAAUUCGUCGUGGAGGGCAGUUGUCCGAACAUCGGCACCAUCCCACUCAAGCGCUUCAAACCCUUGGCAGUCGAAACGAAAGACAUCAAAGCGCAGACCCAGAACAUCCAAUUCUCCUUCUCGAUGAAGGACGCAGGUAUGUUUGAGAUUGAUAUGCUCAAGCUGGUUUGGAUUAAUGGGCAGAAUGUGCCGGUUGUCAGGGCGCUGCAGAAUGUGGAGAUGAAAGAUGAUAGGGUUGUGUUUGAGGCGGAGUUUCCGUUUGAGGAGUUUGUUAUGGAGGGGUUGACGAUUGCGGCGGUGACGAUGGGUAAGGAUUCUUUUGAGGGGGUGGGGGAGGUUGCGGAGAAGACGGUGUUUGGGCCGGGGAUUAUUGAGUUGGAUUGA
Molecule: messenger RNA, 1068 nt
Organism: Alternaria conjuncta
Lineage: Eukaryota; Fungi; Ascomycota; Dothideomycetes; Pleosporales; Pleosporaceae
Exons: 1
Coding region: 1-1068 (355 amino acids)
Source: RefSeq, a predicted model, not a curated record